UGAGCGGCCGAGCCAAUGAGCGCGGCGCCCCUGCCCGGUUCAUUUACAUUCCGGCGCGACGCAUCCAAUGAGUGCGCGGGCUCCCGGCCGCGCUGCGCUCCCAGCGGCCCCGCCCGGGCGGCCGCGGCUCAUUCGGAGAAUGGCCGCAGCCACGGCGUGCGGCUCCCCGCCUCCCCGCGAGCAGCCGCCGCCGCGGAAGCGGGGGGACUCCCGGCGGCGGCAGGCCGCCCUCUUCUUCCUCAACAACAUCUCCCUGGACGGCCGCCCGCCUUGCCCGCCCACCGAGAAGCCGCCGCCGCCCGCCGGCCCGGGCGAGGGGGAGGAAGCGGCGGCGGCGGAGCCGGCCGGAGCCCCCUCGCUGCUGCUGUCCCCGCCGCCCGCCUUCCAGCCGCCGCCCGCCCCGCUGCCGCCCGGCGCGUCCCCGCUGGCCGCCGCCGCCGGAGCCAAGGGGGAGGCGGACCCCCCCCGCGGGGGCAUCUUCUUGCCGCAGCUGCUGCUGGGCGGCCCGCUCUGCCCGCCGCCCCCCGCGCCGCCCGCCCUGCCGGGGAUGCUGGCGGCCGCCAAGCCGGGCGCCCCGGGGCUGCUCAGCCCCACGCAGAGCGCGGCGGGCGGCGGCUUCGCGCUGGAGGCGCAGCGGCAGAGGACAGCGGUGGUUGUGCUGCUUCCCCUUCUGUGUUAGGUGAGCUGUUGGCAAGAACCAAGCAUAUAUCUGGGUCUCCAAGACACAAAAGUUUGAAGAAGAUGCACUUCAUCAAGAACAUGAGGCAGUAUGACACCAAGAACAGCAGGAUAGUGUUAAUCUGUGCUAAACGAACACUGUGUGUGGCUUUUUCUAUCCUACCUUACGGGGAGAGUUUACGGAUCAGUGAUCUAAAAAUGGAAGGACAGAAGCAGCGACAUCCUUCUGGGGGAGUUUCAGUCUCCACUGAGAUGGUGCUUGGCCUGGAAGGAGUAGAGCUGGGUGCUGAUGGCAAGGUUGUGUCCUAUGCAAAAUUCCUGUAUCCGACCAAUGCCCUAGUUGUUCGCAAAGCUGACAGCUAUAGUGCUGUUCCCUCCUGUCGAGCUAGUGCUUCACGGAGUCUUCCUGGAUCAAGAUAUAAACCUGUGACAGCAAAAACAAUACCAGCAGGAACAGAUAUCGGAAGUGAAGCUGGGGAAGCUGCAGAGUAUGAUCCAAAUCUUCUGGAUGAUCCUCAGUGGCCCUGUGGAAAACAUAAACGUGUUCUCAUCUUUGCCUCUUACAUGACUACAGUCAUAGAAUAUGUGAAGCCCUCAGACCUUAAAAAGGAUAUGAAUGAAACCUUUAGAGAGAAGUUUCCUCAUAUCAAGUUGACAUUGAGCAAAAUUAGGAGUUUAAAGCGAGAGAUGCGGAACCUGAGUGAAGAGUGCAAUCUGGAGCCAGUAACUGUCUCCAUGGCAUAUGUUUACUUUGAGAAGCUCGUUCUCCAAGGCAAACUUAACAAACAGAACCGCAAACUGUGUGCUGGUGCUUGCGUUCUGCUUGCAGCCAAGAUCAGCAGUGAUCUCAGGAAACAUGAAGUCAAACACCUUAUAGAUAAACUAGAAGAGAGAUUCAGAUUCAACAGAAGAGAUCUCAUUGGUUUUGAAUUCACCGUCCUUGUAGCUUUGGAACUGGCUCUCUAUCUUCCUGAAAACCAAGUUUUACCUCAUUACAGACGGCUCACACAGCAGUCUUAACCAAAGCUAUGUCCCAGCUGACAGGCAGUGGCGCUGGGGACCGCAUCACUGAACACUGCAAGUGAACUUGCCACUGGCCUUUCUGUGCCGCUGUGUGCAUCCUGCCAUGGCUACAGCUAGUUUUGAAGUCUGUGGUGUGUUAUUAAACUGUUGAGGUGUGCAUUAUGGACGCAUAUGCCAAGUCUGGGGGACAGUCUGAGAAGAGUUGUUGAACUUUGUUUUCUUUUGGACAUGUAAAGCACAAAUAUUCACCAGUCAGCUGUCAUGGCUGCUUAUUAUUCCUUAUUUAUCUAUUUGGUUUUACUAAAACUGUUCUUCCCGAUGAAGAAUACUAUGGUAUUGUUAUUGGGUUUUAUUGUUUGUUUUUUUAAAGCCUUUAUUUUAUUCCUUGAAACUAAAGGAAGCAUCACUUGCAUUCCAGUGCACCAUAAAAUUCAGAUGUUUCUAAGAAUCUACUCACAUUUUUACAUUCAUGAAAUGCAUACUUUAUUUUUUUAAAGGUGUGCCUAAAACUGGCUGGUCUGGUACCAGUGCUUUUUAAGUUAGUUAUGUUAUUUAGUGGGAAAUCCUGAAUUUGUAUAGCCAUCUGUUCUUUACCUGCAUUGGCCUUGCAUAUAAGGAAAACAAUUCCAGUAUAUCUGCACUAAUGACACACAGGGCAUCUAUUCUCUGCUAUACUAUAGAUUGGUAAGUAUUGAAAUUACUCUGUUCCAAUUUAGUUAACUAUUAAUACCUUAAGAAUAUACUUUUUCUUUAAAUAGGAAAGAUUGUUUGAAAAUCUGUCAUGAAGUACCACAUGUUGAACAAGGUAGCUGCAGCAAAGUGAUUGCCAUCCUAGUUCACUCCUCAGUGGAAGAUGAGUGCUUGACUAAGAGCAAUUUGCUGUCAAAUGUAUAAUUUACGACUUUUUGUUUCACUGUUCUGUAGUCUGAAAUAAGCACCUUUUCAGUACGACUGUAUUAGAUAUGGUCUUAUGUGCUUUGAGCAAAUACUUACGCCAGUAGAGUUACUGCUGUCAAACCAAGCCAAUGACAUGAAGCAUGCUCAAUAUUUAAAAUGCUACUUCUUUUUACUCUGUUCUUCCAAGCAUUGCAUCACUGUGAUGGUCCUCAUAAAAACUGGCACAUCUGAACAGCCACUUAACGGCUGGUGCCCAGCAGCACUCUAAUGCUUAUGCAGAGGUUAAAUAACUUCUCUGACCAUUGGUUAUUCCUUCAUUUAUUUAUUUAUUCUUUUUAAUAUCCAAGUUGGGAAUGAACUCUCGAUUAUAUGUGGGACCUUCUGUGAUAUUGGUUCUUGGGUUUAUUUUCUGAAGCAAUAUUAUGAUACAAGUAACUGUGUCCAUUUGCAAGGAACAAAACUGAUGCUUGGCUGUUACGACUGAGAAAUUUGUGAUUUGUUUGGCGCCUAAAUUAAAUACUAGAUCUCGUACUGAGGUAACGGACUUGCUAUCUAAUAUGUAAAGUAAUGUAAAUUUCUGUUCCUUGUAUUAAAUGUUGGUCGUAGCCAAAACCAAAGCUGAAUCUUUGCUUUUCAGCUGUGUUUUGUCUGAAGCUAAUUUGGCUUCAUUAGAAUUGCAGCAAACUUUACUGGAGCCCCUUCCUCUUUAAGUAGGGCUCAAAAUGUAUUUUUCAUAUGUAAUAAUUACAGUGACUAUCAAAUCUUUUGUAACUGUGUUCAGCUGUAUGUAGGUUCAAGGUAUUUGUGUAAAAUUUAAUAUGCUUGUGAUUUAUCUCUAACACAGAAGGACUUUCCAGUCUCCAUAAGUGAGAUUGUAGCUAAUAAAUUAAACAAGCUUGCCAGUUAUCUUCCAAAAGGUUUAAGAAAAACUGCCUACUAGUUAAACUUUCUACUGAAUAUAACUGUCCUUGCAUGCAAGAAGUAGUGAUGUACUAAACAUCUAGUCUAUAAUGAGCCUUCAAAUUAGCAACCCGUGGUGAAGACAAUUGAAGUGGGCCACCACUUCCUGCAGUCAUUAGGGGAGGGGACAGAGGCAGAACUGAGCAAAGAAAUUGCUUGUGUGGUAUCUCCAGAACUAGCAAAACACUCCGGUUGGUAUGAAUGAAAUCAGAAUAUGGCUGGGAACUUCUUUUUUUAGUGUAUAAAGAGUUUUCUCUCUUUAUAUAAGUAAGAAAAUUAACUUCCUGUUCUCACAGUCUAAGGAAAAAAAACAAAACACAACCAAACCCAUACUUUGGUUUGCAGCACUUUGCAGUCUCUAUUCAGUGGAAGUUUGGUUGCAGUGGGCAUUUGGGCUGUAGUUAUGUUCCCAGAAUCUAUGGUUUCACAUCACAAAGGGCAAGCUUUUGUUUUGUUUUUCAAAAGAACAAAUUAAGAUAAGGAGCAUUAAAUUACAGAAUGCUGAAUGUUGUCUAAAGGUUACUCUAGAUGUUGGCUUGGGAACAUGCAGUGUUCUUGAGCUUAGAAGCUGGGUGUGCAGGCCAAAAACAACGCGGUGGAGCCAAUGUUGCACCAUCAUCUCUGGUAGAGUGUGGGGCCAGGGCCAUCCAGAGGUGUAGUCUGUGGCUUGUACAUCAGUGUCUCCGCUGUGGUAUCUGUGCAGAAAGUCCUUCUGCAGAGAUAUGGUAACUCAUGUGUGUGUAUAUGUUGAUUUUUCAGUUUCCGGAGUGUAGCCUGCAGUCCUGUAUGGGAAUACUUAUCUUUUCACCUAAAAGCUGCCACCAUGUGGCAAAGGACUAUUAUUACAUUACCAUUAAUAAACUGAAAGUGGGACCCAAAAUAAUACGCGGAUCUGCUGGCUUUACGUUUCCUCACAGUCCAGCUCCUCUUGCUCUGCAGGGAAAGGCUGGUUCAGGCCAAGCGGCCUAGCGCUGUGUGCCGCGUAGCGAUGCUGCUGGGAUGGCUCAGCACGGACAACUCUCUUGAUAAGAGGCUGUACAUUUUUAUGUAAACAAUACAGUUUUGGUUUUGUCUUACUCCAUUAUUUAAAAGCGUGAGUUGUAGCCUGUUCGGUUUUAUUGUGGGGUUUUUUUUUUUCCACCAUGAACUUGUAAAAUUCAGAUGCUGUGAAAUAAAACCUGUUUUGGUA
This is a messenger RNA of Falco peregrinus (peregrine falcon), 4747 nucleotides long. It is a transcript of the gene CABLES2, whose product is annotated as Cdk5 and Abl enzyme substrate 2. The record is from RefSeq and is a predicted model, not a curated record. The transcript has 10 exons. Bases 16 to 1698 code for a protein of 560 amino acids. Gene Ontology annotation, biological process: regulation of cell cycle. Lineage: Eukaryota; Metazoa; Chordata; Aves; Falconiformes; Falconidae.